CAGGUAGACGAUGGCGCGCGUGUUUCUUCGUCUCCUCUUGGCCGUCCACGUGACAGCCUCACUGUCAUCUUCAGAGGGGCCGCAGCAGGCCUCUCCAUGCCCGCCUCGGUGGCUCCUGUUCGGGCAGAGAUGCUUCGCCUUCUACCCUGUGUGGAGCUCCUGGAGCACCGCCAAUUCCAUGUGCUCUCAGACAGGAAGUGACCUGGCGUCGCUUCACACACCGGAGGAGCGGCGGUUUGUCCGUCAGAUGGCAAACACACACACUCCUGUAUGGCUGGGAGGUUACCAG
Messenger RNA from Plectropomus leopardus (leopard coralgrouper), 289 nucleotides. NCBI's taxonomy places the organism in Eukaryota, Metazoa, Chordata, Actinopteri, Perciformes, Serranidae. The record is from RefSeq and is a predicted model, not a curated record.